CCCCACCACUCGGUGGGGGUAAAUUUCCUUCUUUGAUUUCAAAAUUGUGUUCACAUCACAGUCGGGUGUUGUCGGGGUCAAGCCUUUAUGAAGAACGAUGGCAGACCUUUGUAAAUAAAAAAAGAGAAUAAAGAAAGGAUUAUUACAGUGACCAUCCAGCCUGGUUGCUGUAGCCACAGAGGAAUUUUCAAGGACAAGAACCAGUGCUGGUAAAACUGUGGUCUCGUGUGGUUUUCCAUACCGGCUCUUGGCAAGGAUUUUCAAGAAAGGAAUAUCAUCUCCAAAUCAUGAUGUGCCAAUAAGCUCCAGUUAGCUGUGGCCUUUUCCCCAGGCUGUAGUCCUGCAAUCUGAAUCCAGGAGAUGCAGCUCUGAAUCCAAUAUUUCAGAAGAAUGAAGAUGUUAGUCAACUCUGAAAUAUAUACUUAUAAUGAAAUUAGUAAUAUUCCAUGCAAAAGAUGUGAUAUUGGGGAUAACUUUCCGGUACGUAAAUCGCACAAAUAUUCCCCUUUCCUAGACUGCAUAAAGAAUAAACAACUGAGAGGCGUCUGUCACACUGUUUUUACGCCGGAGCUUAUUGGCAUGAGACUGUCCGUCGACGCCACCAAAAUACGAAACAUUGAUAAUGCGGGAGGUUCGUCCGAGGAAUCUGAGGCUCUCUCAUUCGAGCUUCUUAAAAGGUUCUACAAUGCGAUACUAAUAAAGACGGAAAUGCAGGUCAAGUACAAGAAGAUGGAAAUGGAAAAUGGAAAGAAGACAGAUGAUAAUGGAAAGAAGACAGAUUAUGUGUGUAAAAUUGGCGAUACCAUAAUCGGUGUAUCCGUCACACGUGCGCGCUCAUACUUCAUCGAUCGGGCCAAGAAAAUAGCCGAAAAGUAUCCAGAUAGAAAUAUCCUCCCAGGCAAACCAUUUUCCCUUGAAGACGCAAUUAAACUGCUAAAAAAGAAACUAGAAUGUAUUAACGAAUCCAAUCGGUACUCUCUCGAAAACUGGACCAAGCAACUACUUCACGUAUGGUCAGCCGAAAAUGACAUCUCCGACAAGCUUGAGCAAGCGUUUCAUAACCUUGAACGUCUUGAACCGGAAUUGGUAUCCAACACGGUUCUGCUUAUAACCACAACAACCGGUACCGCUUGUGAUUUCAUCUACAUGAACGACCGAAAGUCCAUGCAAAAUGAACAAUGCUAUGUCGGCGACAAUCGAUAGUGGUUGUCCAAAAUCGAUGUCGCUAACGUUACCUCCGGUAACUAAGUAAUUUUAAGAAGGGAGGUCACUCUCUUACACAAACGCGGUGAAUGUAAACACUCUCUCAAAAUCACAAAUUGUUUUUAAUUAUUGAUAUCUAUUUCAUAAAACCAGAAAAAUCGGUCUCUAUGGUGUAGUGGGUCCGGUCUUACCUGCAAAUUACGGGGAUCCCGGCUCUAUGCAUUUUGUUUUUGAAACCUUUUUUUGCGGUGAUAUGAACAAAUUUACUUUUUAGUGAAGUAUUAUGAAAUUAAGAUAUUUUUAUGAAAUCUUCCAUUCCGUAUUACAGAUUAUUGAAUGUAAAGAUGUGAACUAUUUAAUAUGUUAUUACAUGGAUAAAAUGCUGAGAUGAUGCGAUGUGCAUCAUUUUUCAAUUUAUGUGCAAUUAUUAAGUAUGUGUUGUGUUGUUAUGUAUUUUAAUUAAGUUAUUUAAGACAGAAAAAGGUUAUGGAUAUUUACUUACUGUUGCAAAAAGCAUGUGAAUAUUGAGCACAAUGCUCGUGGCUUACUUUAUAGAUACAAAUGGAGUGAUGAGAAAAAAAUGAUUAUGUUAUUAAUGCAUCAAAUGAUGUAUGUGUUACAAAUAUGAAUAAUUCUGAUAUAAAUGAAGAAUUGAAUUAUUUUUGCAAUAUUAUAGAACAUGUGUGUUCACAAUUGUUAAAAAAAAGUUGUACUACUAACAAUAUCACUAGUAAUAAUAAAACUGAUGAUGCUAUAUAUUUUGAUGAUGAGUGUAGAUACUUAAAACAUUGUUAUUACAAGAAUUAAAUGUAUACAGGAAUUACCCAUGUGAUUGAAAUAGAAAAGAUAUGGUAGAAGCUAGAAGUAUGUAUAAAAAUACUGUUGCAAAAAAGAAAGAUAUUUAUGAUAGACAACUAACACAAAAGCUAGAAAAGGCUAGAUUAUCAAAUGCUAAACUUUAUUGGAAAUUGUUAAAAGGGUCUAUUGUAAGAACAGAUUUCCUGAAGUAUUUAAAAAACUCAAAUUUUUAUCAACCUGAUGAAGAUAUGAUUCAUUUCCAUGAUAGAUAUAUACUUAAAGAAUUGAAUACUAUGUUUGAGGAACUGAAUGAAUCUUUUACUCAUGUUGAAAUUGUUAAGGCAUGCAAGCAAUUGAAUAAUGGUAAGGCAGCAGGGCCUGAUUAUUUGUUAAAUGAGUUUUUUAAAUAUGGUAUUAAUAGUGAAUGUUUUUUGAAGGCGGUUUGUACUUUGUUUAAUAAGUUGUUUGAUAGGGGAUAUUUUCCAGAGGCAUGAUCAGAAGGCUUUAUUGUUCCAUUACACAAGAAAGGUGAUAAGGAUAAUGCAAAUAACUAUAGGGGAAUUACAUUAUUAAGUACUUUGGUAAAUUAUUUACUAAAAUGAUAAAUAAUAGGUUGAAUUUUUGGGCUUUAAAAUAUCAUGUGUAUAUUGAGGCUCAAGCAGGAUUUAGAUAGAAUAUGGGUACUGUUGAUUAUCUUUGUUUUACAUGGUAGCAUUAAUUAUUUGUUAGAGAAUAAAAUUAGAUUGUAUGCAGGUUUUGUGGACUUUACGAAGGCGUUUGAUUUUUUGGUGAUAGAUAUCAAAAGGUAUAAGCUUUUAAAAUUAGG
Mya arenaria is the source of this 2827-nucleotide messenger RNA. Its product is annotated as AAC-rich mRNA clone AAC4 protein-like. The transcript has 5 exons. The record is from RefSeq and is a predicted model, not a curated record. NCBI's taxonomy places the organism in Eukaryota, Metazoa, Mollusca, Bivalvia, Myida, Myidae. Bases 391 to 1203 code for a protein of 270 amino acids.